Messenger RNA from Rattus rattus (black rat), 1022 nucleotides. Its product is annotated as aquaporin-12. Lineage: Eukaryota; Metazoa; Chordata; Mammalia; Rodentia; Muridae. The transcript is spliced from 3 exons. The record is from RefSeq and is a predicted model, not a curated record. Gene Ontology annotation, cellular component: cytoplasm; membrane. Gene Ontology annotation, molecular function: channel activity. Gene Ontology annotation, biological process: transmembrane transport. The coding region runs from base 1 to 873 and encodes 290 amino acids.
AUGGCCAGUCUGAAUGUGUCCCUCUCUUUCUUUUUUGCUACCUGUGCCAUCUGUGAGGUGGCUAGGAGGGCAUCUAAAGCCCUGCUCCCAGCAGGUACCUAUGCCAGUUUUGCCCGGGAGGCAGUGGGUGCAGCCCAGCUGGCCGCCUGUUGCCUAGAGAUGCGAGUGCUGGUGGAGCUCGGCCCCUGGGCUGGGGGUUUCGGGCCCGACCUGUUGCUGACCCUGGUGUUCCUGCUUUUCCUAGUGCAUGGGGUCACCUUUGACGGGGCCUCUGCCAACCCCACUGUGGCCUUGCAGGAGUUCCUCAUGGUGGAGGCGUCGCUGCCCAGUACUCUGCUGAAACUGUUGGCCCAGGUGCUGGGCGCGCAGGCCGCCUGUGCCCUGACCCAGCGCUGCUGGACCUGGGAGCUCAGCGAACUACACUUGCUGCAGAGCCUCAUGGCUGUACACUGCAGCUCCACCCUGCGGACAUCCGUGCUGCAGGGCACGCUGGUGGAGGGCGCCUGCACCUUCUUCUUCCACCUGAGCCUCCUCCACCUGCAGCGCAGCCUUCUUGUCUACAGGGCACCUGCCCUGGCCCUGCUGGUCACGGCCAUGGCCUACACAGCUGGGCCCUACACAUCUGCCUUCUUCAAUCCUGCCCUGGCUGCCUCUGUCACCUUCCACUGUUCUGGGAACACCUUGCUGGAGUAUGCCCACGUGUACUGCCUGGGUCCUGUGGCAGGGAUGAUCCUGGCUGUCCUACUCCAUCAGGGCCACCUCCCACGCUUUUUCGAGAGAAAUCUGUUCUACCGGCAGAAAAGCAAAUACCGAACCCCUAGGGUGAAGCCGUCCCCAGGUUCUGUGGAUACCAAGAUGCUCAAAGGGGAGUAGUGGUAAAGGGCUGUGGCCUAUGGGUACUAGGGCAGCAGCCACUGGGGAUCUGGAUGAGCUGCCUUGCUCACUGAAGCUUCAGUCACCUCCUGAGUCUUCUGGUCUCCCCUCCACAAAGUCAUUUGCCAAUAAACCAUUGUUAAGACCCA